GGAGCCCCGAGCGUGCACUCAGGAAACCACCGCCCAGCGCGCGCUCGCGACACCAUUCCGAUACACUCCGGUGGGUCACGCGACGCACACACACUCGAACACACGCUCAUACACACACACUCGCGCUCACGCACACACACGCAAACACACACACACACACACACACACACACACACACACACACACACACACACACACACACACACACACACACACACACACACACACACACACACACACACACACACACACACACACACACACACGUAAAGGCUCCGCCGCGUCGUCACCGUUCCGCUCGAGGACCCCGCGAGACGCGGCCACCACGUCGCUUCAUUUCCCCGCGCAGCGGCUCGGAGUUUAAGCUGCGCUCGCGAGUCUCGAGUCAUGUUGGACCCGUCCUCGAGCGAGGACACGGGAGGGGAGUCGGACCGCGAAGUUGUGGAGUACCCACCGAAGACCUCCUCCACGACCUCCUCAUCCUCGUCCACCUCCACCUCCGCCGCUCCUCCACCACCUGCUGCUCUGCCCGGGCGGCGCGACGAGGAGAAGAAGGAGAAGGAGAGGCGCGCGCUGGAGGAGGAGGAGGAGAAGAGGAGGGAGCAGGAGGAGGAGAGGAGGACUCGGCUCCAGAUCUACGUUUUCGUCCUCCGCUGCAUCGCCUACCCGUUCAACGCCAAGCAGCCGACAGACAUGACCCGCCGGCAGCAGAAGAUGAACAAGCAGCAGCUCCAGACGGUGCGCGAGGCCUUCAGCUCCUUCCUCAGCGGAGACACGCAGAUCCUCGCCGACGAGGCAUUCUGCAACGCUGUGCGCAGCUACUACGAGGGCUUCCUGAAGAGCGAGCGCGUGUCCCGCAUGGUGCAGAGUGGCGGCUGCUCGGCUGCCGACUUCCGGGACGUCUUCAAGAAGAACAUCGAGCGCCGCGUCCGCAGCCUGCCGGAGAUCGACGGGCUGAGCAAGGAGACGGUGCUCAGCUCCUGGAUGGCCAAGUACGACACCGUCGCCCGUGGCGAUGAGGACCCCCGCCGGCCGCCGGCCCGCCACCACAGCGCCGUGUCGGAGCUAAUCCUCAGCAAGGAGCAGCUCUACCAGAUGUUCCAGAGUGUCCUGGGGGUCAGCAAGCAGCAACACCAGCUGCUCUACAACGCCUGCCAGCUGGAUAACGUGGACGAGCAGGCCGCUCAGAUCCGCAGAGAGCUGGACGGACGGCUGCAGAUGGCGGAGAAGCUGGCUCGGGAGCGGCGGAUCCCGCGGCUGGUGCUGGGGGCCACUGAGCUGCAGUACGUGGAGGAGCUGCGGGGGGCCGCCAACCUGCUGAUGUCCAACCUGGAGAGCCUCCCGGUCUCCAAGGGGGGGCCCGACCUCAAGACCAAGCUCAAGCGCUCGGCCAUCAAUGCCUCCUUCCUGGACCUCGGAGAGGAGGCGGGGGCGCUGUCCAAGUCCGAAGUGGUCCUGUCCUUCACACUGGAGGUGAUGGUGGUGGAGGUCCAGGGCUUGCGGUCUCUGGCUCCUAACCGUAUCGUCUACUGCACCAUGGAGGUGGAGGGCGGAGAGAAGCUCCAGACCGACCAGGCUGAGGCGUCCAGGCCGCAGUGGGGCACCCAGGGAGACUUCUCCAGCACCCAGCCGCUGCCCUGCGUGAAGGUGAAGCUGUUCACCGAGAGCACCGGGGUGCUGGCGCUGGAGGACAAGGAGCUGGGCCGGGUGGUCCUGAACCCGACCCCCAACGGACCCAAGCAGCCAGAGCUCCACCGCAUGACGGUCUCCAAGAACAGUGCGGACUCGGACCUGAGGAUCAAGCUGGCCGUCCGCAUGGACAAACCGCCCAACAUGAAGCAUUGUGGCUAUCUGCACGCUCUGGGUCAGCGUGUGUGGAAACGCUGGAAGAGAAGAUAUUUUGUUCUUGUUCAGGUGAGCCAGUACACCUUCGCCAUGUGCAGCUACCGAGCGAAGAAGGCAGAGCCUCAGGAGUUGAUGCAGCUUGACGGCUACACCGUUGACUUCUGUGAACCGCAGUCAGGUCUGCAGGGCGGGGCCGUCUUCUUCAAUGCGGUGCGGGAGGGCGAGCUGGUGACCUUUGCCAGCGAUGACGAGCAGGACCGGGUGCUGUGGGUCCAGGCCCUGUACCGGGGCACCGGGCAGUCCUACAAGCCCGUGCCCCCCGCCCACAGCAGGAAGAACCACCCCAAUGGCCGAGGAGCCAAUCAGAAGCAGGCAUCACUCACCGGUGCGGACCCCGUCCCGCGGCAGCAGGGCGUGGAGGCGCUGGUGGCUGCAGACCCGUGUGAGUCAGACCACUCGGCGCUCUUCACCACGCUGCAGAGACUCACCCUCCGCCACCGCAUGGACGACUCCUACUCCUGCUUGGGCUGGUUCAGCCCCGGCCAGGUGUUUGUGUUAGAUGAGUACUGCGCGCGCUACGGCGUGCGUGGCUGCCAGCGCCACCUCACCUACCUGACGGAGCUGAUGGAGUACGCAGAGAGCAGCUCGCUGGUGGACCCCACCCUGCUGCACUACAGCUACGCCUUCUGCUCCUCCCACAUCCACGGCAACCGGCCAGAUGGGGUGUCCACAGUGACCCAGGAGGAGAAGCAGCAGUUUGAGGUCAUCAGGCUGCGCCUCAUGUCUCUGCUUCAGGACCAGAUCACACACUUCAGGUACUGCUUCCCCUUCGGACGGCCAGAUGGAGCGCUGAGAGCCACGCUGUCCCUCCAGGAGCGGGCUCUGAUGAAGGACAUCACCAUUCCCAUCCCUCCGGAGGAGAUGAGGGAGCUGGUCCGGGCGUGUCUGGAGAAAGCCGCUCACAUCAACUACUCUGAGCUGGUUCAGUACGCACAGAUCCAUGUGGAGGCGGAGGUCCCCAGGGAGAGGCGGCUGGAGGACCUGCUGCGCCUGGGGGAGCUCUGCAUCGAGGUGCUGCAGCAGAACGAGGAGCACCACGCCGAGGCGUUCUCCUGGUGGCCGGAUGUGAUGACAGAGCAUGCAGAGAGCUUCCUGUCGCUCUACAGAUCCAACAUGGACACCGUUCUCCAGCUACAACCCGUGGACUGCUGGGACUCAUUCCCCCUCUUCCAACUCCUCAACAACUACCUCUCCUCAGACCUUCACCUGUGUGGCGGGCCGUUCCACCUCCACCUGCAGCAGGUGUUCGUGCCGCUGGUGGUGCGCUACGUCGACCUGAUGGAGUCGUCCAUCGCCCAGAGCGUCCACCGUGGCUUCCAGCACGAGACCUGGGAGUCUGUCAGGAGUCUGAGCAGCAGUCUGGUGGGCGUGUCGCUGCCCCGGCUCCCGGGCCUGCCCCCCCUCCCCCAGAUGCCCCUCUUCUCUCCGCCCGCCUGGAUGGGACCCCUCUGUGACACCGCCAACGGCUCGGUGACCUCUGGCGACCUGUUCUGGAAGCUGGAGGCCCUCCAGAUGUUCAUCCAGGACCUCCACUGGCCCGAGCCCGAGUUCGCCGCACAUCUGGAGCAGAGGCUGAAGCUGAUGGCCAGCGACAUGACGGAGGCCUGCGUCCGGAGGACCAAGACGGCCUUCGACUCCCUCCUCCAGAGGAGCAGCCGGGGGCCGGAGCUCCGCGUCCCCUCCUCCCUGGUCACCAUGUUCAACGUUCUGCUGCAGGCGCGCACACACAGCCCCACCCUCUGCCUGCUGCAGGGGCCUGGACAGCCGGACAAACAAUGGCAGCAGUACCACACCAGGGUGGACGUCCUGAUAGACGAGGCGGUGGCGGACAUGGUGUCCUCGCUCGUUACCAAGCUCUGUGCAGUAUUGGAGGUGGUGCUCAGCAAGCUCUCAAGAUACGAUGAGGGAACGCUCUUCUCCUCCAUUCUCUCCUUCACGACUAAAACUGCUGCCAAGUAUGUGGAGGUUCCCAAGCCCGGUCUGGACCUGGCUGACGGCUACAUCUCAUUCGUGCGUCAGAACCAGGACAUCCUGCGGGAGCGAAUCAGUGACGAGCUCUACACCCAGAAGGUGUUUGAUCUAUGGUACAGCAGCUCAGUGAAGGCGGCGUGUGUGUGGCUGACGGACAGGAUGGACCUCCAGCUCCACGUCUACCAGCUGAAGACCCUCAUCAGAAUCGUCAAGAAGACGUACCGGGACUUCCGGCUGCAGGGCGUGGGGGACGCGGCGCUGAGGACCCCCAGCUACGAGACGCUGCUGAGCCGCCUGACGGUGGAGGAGGCCACGCUGGCAGUCCGCUGCCCCGGGGGGCCGGACGCCCUGCAGGGGGUCUCCAUGAGGGACAGCGACCAGGAGGACGACUGACCGCCUCCUCACGCCACGCCUCCUCCUCAAGCCCCGCCCCCGCCAACUCCUGCCACGCCUCCUCCUCCUCACGCCCCCUAUCCUCCUCCUCACCCCACUCCCCCGCCUCCUCAGCAUCCAUUACCCAGCAGCUGCCCCCCUCCCCAGGGGUGUGUGUGUGUGUGUGUGUGUGUGUGUGUGUGUGUGUGUGUGUGUGUGUGU
Messenger RNA from Gadus morhua (Atlantic cod), 4470 nucleotides. RefSeq names its product Ca++-dependent secretion activator 2 (gene cadps2). Lineage: Eukaryota; Metazoa; Chordata; Actinopteri; Gadiformes; Gadidae. Gene Ontology annotation, cellular component: glutamatergic synapse. Gene Ontology annotation, biological process: positive regulation of exocytosis; synaptic vesicle exocytosis; dense core granule exocytosis. The record is from RefSeq and is a predicted model, not a curated record.